This is a messenger RNA of Rotaria sp. Silwood1, 475 nucleotides long. Lineage: Eukaryota; Metazoa; Rotifera; Eurotatoria; Philodinida; Philodinidae. The record is from the annotation of a GenBank genome assembly.
UACAUCUGAACAAGGUGCUCGUCGUGAUGAUACAUCUGAACAAGGUGAUUGUCGUGAUACAUCUCAACAAGGUGGUCGUAAUGAUACAUCUGAACAAGGUGAUCGUCGUGAUAGAUCUCAACAAGGUGGUCGUCGUGAUACAACUCAACAAGGUGGUCGUGGUAAUACAUCUCUACAACCUCGUAAAGAUGUACCUCAAUCAUCUAAUUGUAAUAAUAAUCGAGCUGCUAUUAUUGAAAGAGAUGUAACAGGUAGUGUUGUAACAAUUAAUCGGUUGAAACAUUACAGUUUUAUAAAACGUAAAGAUUAUGUUGAUUCGAAAGAUAUUUUCGCGAGAGAUGCGUCGAUCGUUAAUGAAACACGUCAACAGAAAUUAUUUAUAUCAGACUUGGUUAAGUUUGAUAUUAUACAAAGUAAAUCACUAUAUUUUAAUUAUAUCAUGUAUAAUACGUCAUUUUUUUAUCCAAAAUAUUAA